Messenger RNA from Linum trigynum, 288 nucleotides. The record is from the annotation of a GenBank genome assembly. Lineage: Eukaryota; Viridiplantae; Streptophyta; Magnoliopsida; Malpighiales; Linaceae.
AUGUCCUCCUCCUCUUCUUCGUCUUUGGCCGCCAAACGCUGCCCGUCGCCGUUGUUGAUUUCGCGGCCCAAGACCCCGACGACGCCGUCCAUUCUUGCCACGAUUAAGCGCUCGCAAUCCGUCGAAAGGAGGAGGCCGGCUACCACUACCGAUCGCUCUAAUUCCGCAGACUUGAGGAUCCGACAAGGCGGCGGUACGGGCGAAAUGACGAAUGCGCCUGUUGAUAACUUCGACGAGGAGCUUGUCUGUGUCAUUUCAGGGAGAGUCGUUCGCGCUCUAGGUGAGUAA